CCUUAAUAAACUUUCCCUCACAUACAUCCUCCUGCUUCUCCCAAAACCCCUCCAUUUCUUGAAUCUCAUCAAUUUAAUCCUCCCACUGCUCAAUAACAAUAUAAAACCCAAUUUUCUUGGACACCCACUUGAACUUUUCCAGUGUUCUUUCUUGGGUAUCUUUCAUUUUCUUUGAUUCUGCAUAAUUCUGAUCUGGGUAUAAACUAUUUUUUCAAAGACUGAAUCUUAGAAGAAUAUGGUGGUAGCUUUGUCAGUGGUGGGUUCAUCAGUGGUGGACUCACACACCAGCCCAUGCUUCUGUUUAGACAGUAUGAAUCUAAAAAACACAGCAGAAUUGGCUUUGCAAAGGAAUUCAGUGAAGAGGAAGCAAAAAACCAGACCGGGUUCAUUAGAGUUGUCAAGUACUUUUGUGGAUUCGUGGUAUCACUGGAGGCUCUCGUGCAAAGCAAUUUCAGGUGUUAAUAAUGUUAACAGAAGCUCGAGGCGGCGGAGAAGGGAUCGGAGAGUUGUUAUUGUGAAUGAACUGGCGGGACAAUAUGAGGAUGCUUUUGAUGAUGUCAAAGGGCAAAUACUCAACUAUUUCACAUAUAAGGCUGUGAGAACUGUUCUUACUCAGCUCUAUGAGAUGAAUCCAACCAAUUAUACUUGGUUGUAUAAUUUCGUGGUAUCAAACAAGCCCGGAGAUGGCAAGCAGUUCCUCCGACUUCUUGUAAAGGAGAGGCAGGACCUUGCAGAAAGAGUGAUGGUAACACGCCUCCACUUGUAUGGAAAAUGGAUUAAGAAAUGUGAUCAUACUGAAAUGUAUAAAGAAAUAUCCGAUGAGAACUUGGGGUUGCUGCGCGAACGGCUAAUGGAGACUGUGAUAUGGCCAUCGGAUGACUCGAACACGGAGAAGAUAGGCUGAAGUGGAAUGGAUUUCUCCUUUUCAUACUGUUGUUUUCUAGUGUAGAUUGUAUAAAUACAUCUCUUAUAGUAUAUCAAUGUGACAAUGCUGCAUUUCACAAAAAUUCCCAUGAAAUUAGGAAUUUUGCCUGCA
Mercurialis annua (annual mercury) is the source of this 1036-nucleotide messenger RNA. RefSeq names its product chaperonin-like RbcX protein 2, chloroplastic. The transcript is spliced from 5 exons. The coding region runs from base 236 to 904 and encodes 222 amino acids. NCBI's taxonomy places the organism in Eukaryota, Viridiplantae, Streptophyta, Magnoliopsida, Malpighiales, Euphorbiaceae. The record is from RefSeq and is a predicted model, not a curated record. Gene Ontology annotation, biological process: ribulose bisphosphate carboxylase complex assembly. Gene Ontology annotation, molecular function: protein folding chaperone.